Corticium candelabrum is the source of this 6519-nucleotide messenger RNA. RefSeq names its product myotubularin-related protein 13-like. The transcript has 36 exons. Gene Ontology annotation, molecular function: guanyl-nucleotide exchange factor activity. NCBI's taxonomy places the organism in Eukaryota, Metazoa, Porifera, Homoscleromorpha, Homosclerophorida, Plakinidae. The record is from RefSeq and is a predicted model, not a curated record. Bases 251 to 6328 code for a protein of 2025 amino acids. Gene Ontology annotation, cellular component: membrane; cytoplasm.
ACAACCGUGGUCACGUGCAUAUAGAGGUCUGGCAUACCGAGGCUAACCACACACAUAGUGACAACACAUUGAUAUAAAUUAGUAGAUGUUAUUUUACCGAUUUUUGUCGUAUUUUGCCAAAUAUUAGUCUUACACUGAUUUGUACGUGUGCGGUCGUCAAUUCUGAGGUUGAUCUUAUUUAUUACAAAAUUGGGUCUCCCUCUGAUCUAAUUGUGAAAGAACAAAAGACUGUGAGGCAUGGGAAGGUGCUAUGGAGCGGCUAGCUGACUAUUUUGCUGUGGCAGGCUUAAAGGCAACUCGUACAGCUGAUGGUGACGAUGGUGAACUGAGUGCGGCUAUUCUGCAGAGAUUUCCUGUGUCUGAGUGGGACGAUGUGGCUUUUCCUCAAGGGAUAGAAAUGUUUUGUCAGCCUUCUGGUUGGAAAACAUCGAAAACAUGCCACCCACCAACAUUCUUUACUUCUGUGUUGACGGAUGUUGAAGGACAGCGAGCUAUCUGUACGUGCUUGUCAUUUUGGGAGAGAAUCUCAAAGUCGAAUACAGAAUUGGAAGAUUCUGAUAAGGCUGAGCUAGCGUUUGAAUAUCGACCAAAAAGCUUUUUCUUAAUUGCUAGACAUCCUUUUGUGAAUCUACUCAAGGGAUGUUUGUGUCUGGUGUACAAACAAUUUGUUCAAAGCUCUGUGUCUAAUCCUCCGGAAUCUCUCGUUAGCAAGAUACUGUCAUAUGAGUUGAUGCCAGCAGCCGGUGUUAACGUUAUAACUUACAGCUUGGGAUGUGGAGAAUGCCUGGAACUAAGACUUUCUGAUUCAAGAAAUUAUUUGCCAUAUACGGAGACAGCUGUUGCUCACCUUUUUAGGACUUUGGGACUACAGAACACGAUUCAGCUCGUUUGCGCAGUCAUCGCCGAGAACAGAAUUCUCUUCCAUUCAGAAAGCUAUUCUGUUCUCAACUUGGCAAGUCAAGCUCUCGUAGCUCUGCUGUUUCCUCUUGCCAUGAACUAUCCAUUCAUUCCUAUUCUACCCGCCAGCCUUGUCGACUUCCUCUCCGCUCCGACUCCGUUUAUUAUGGGCGUCAACACGUCAUAUCUUCCUUCCAAGCAGAAUCUAACUGAUCUGGUUGUAGUUGAUCUUGACGGUGGUGUUGUGUCUAUACCGGAUGGUGUUGUUGUACCACAGCUGCCUGGGUUUCUCGUCAAGCCGUUCUAUCGUAUUUUGUUGAUGAUUUUUAAGCCAGGUUUGUUGACUGCAGACUUGGCUUUUUCAUCGUUGCACCAACAUCUAAACAUGUCGGAACGAAAACAGGAUAAAGCUGCUCGAGCUCUGUUUCUUCAUUUGUUUGCCACGUUGUUUCACGGCUACCGUUCGUUUCUCACUGUAGGCAGAAUUCAUCCAGAGCCAUUCAUCGAGUUUUGCAAGGAGCAGUUCAAAAAUUUCAAGUCAAUAGAGAAUGAUGAAUUUACAGCAAAGCUCAUUAGUGGUCUCGCAUUCAGCUCGUUUAUCGUUGAACGUGGCCUUCCUUUCAGGGCAUGUGACAUAUUUGAUGAUCUUGUAGCACAAGGAAACUUUUUUGACUUUCGUCGCAAUGAGCAAGAAAUGAUGGAUGACAUUAUGCAACUUGCUGCUCAGCUGGAAGCUCAGGAACCAAUUGAGAUUAUGAAAUUACCUGAAGACAUGCCUACUCUUCUUUCUUCUGGCUUUGAGUUUCGAGACUUUGAUGGUUCGCUGAUAGAGAAAAUGAUGGAAAGAGAACAGUCACCAGCCAGAGCUGCUGUCAAGUUCAACAAAGUCGAGUUCAGAACUGUGUCAGAGAGCACUGCAGUUCCUCAAUUUUCUGACCUUCCCACUAGUCCAGACGUACCAUCAAGAGACAUCUCUCAGUUGAAGAAUUGUAUUGCGGCACUAUUGAAUAACAAAAUGACAGAAGCAACAAAAUAUCUGCCGGGUGUGUGUCGGUCGAUGAAGUCUGCCUCCAUAAGGAAGUUGUUUGUUGAGAUUUUGUCGGAACGUCUGUGCAGUCAUCACUCACUGGAUGGUGCUCAGGGUCACAAGAUGAUACUAAGUAACACACAAUUUGAUGUCAUGGUACAGCUGAUGAAUGCAGCUCUAAGAAGUGAUUCAGGAGCUGGUGGUUUCAAUACAGCAGCAGCACUGCUUCCUCUCACAACUGUCUACUGUCGCGAGCUCUCUCCGAGUGUCAGCCAGUUUGUCUACACUUGUGUCCAAGAUCACGUAGUCUGGGAAAACACACACUUCUGGAAGCAGGCAUUCUACGAUGCCGUCCAACACGAGUUGUACAAAUUGUAUGUCAACUCACACGAUGAUGACAAAGCUUGUGGAAACGAACCUCCUCAACAACGCAAGCGUACAUCAAGCAUUGUUGACACAGCAAGUGAAGGACUCGACAGAAAUCGAAAUUCGGUGUCUAACGCUACAGUUAUCAAACUGUUAGCUAAGAGAAUGUGUUUAUGGUCAAGUCUAUCGGAUGAAAAGCAAGCUGAGUGGUCGGCUUAUGAGGAGGCAACCGUCUACGGACAGUGUGUUAACUUUGCAUCUCGAAUGGUGUGGCUUUUGACGCCGUUCAGCUCAAUGUCUGAGACGGAUGUGAUGCAGUUCUGUGAUGAUGAUGACACCUUGGCUCUUGCUGGCCAAAGGGAGAAUACAUCUCCUUGGGAAACGGAUGAUGUUGUCAAGUUUGUUCUACGAGUGUUCAACCCGAUAUGUUUAGAGACUCAACUGUCUUCAGAGAGAGUCUCAAGUCUCAGUGAACUUGUAACAGGAAUUCUUGAUCUCCAUCUUGAUUAUCUCCAGCAAGUACAAGACGAGUGCAGGAGAAUACAGCCAUUGCCAAAGGUGAAGAGUAUGCGUCCCGUUAUGUUAGAAGGAGAGUCGGUCGUCACAGAUGGCAUGAGGGCGUAUCUCCUGUCUGAUGGCAGGGAGGUUGGUCUUGGUGUUUGUGGCAUGAAUGGACCACGAUUCUUACCUGCUGACGGUGCCAUCUACCUCACAACAUACAGAGUUGUGUUUCAGGGAUUACCUUGUGACUCUAAUGCUGGUGAUGCUUCUAUAGUGCGAAGUCUUCCUGUGUCAGCUGUUGUGCAGAUCAAGAAGUUAGCGCCUGUCUACUUGAACUAUAACUCGAGGUGGCUACAGGAUGUGUUUCAAAUUCGUUCAGCAACGUUUGAAUUGAUGAAGAUUGGUUUUGAUGAUGAAGAUGUCUCUACCAGUUCCGUUGAGCUUUUCUCUAGGUUCCUCAAAGGUCUCCGCAGUCCAGCAUCAGUGAAUGUUACAUUCGCCUUUGCGGCAUCUUCAGAAACAGAAUGGAAGCGUGUUGGUGUGGCUGGAGACGACGGCAAAGACCAGCUGGAAGUGAAAGAUGCUUCAACAUUUGUGAAGAAGUUGGCGAGGAGAGGAGCAGUGAACAAAGACAGGGAGUUCGUUAAAGAGAGUAUGAUGGGCACUUUACGUCAUGCAUGUGCGAUGUCACCUGUGAGGCCACCGAGAGAGUCUGAUACCAUGAGAAUGAAGAAGAGACGCAUACGAGUGCUUAGGACGAUGCUGUACUCUAAUGACUUUGAGAGAGUUGGAUUGGGUAAACUGACCGAAGGUGAUAAGGAGAGAGUUGAUGAUCUUUGGAGGGUGACUUGUGUGAACGUAGAUUAUCAUAUGUGCAGAAGCUAUCCUGCUGUUCUAUGUGUUCCUGUUGAAGUAACCGACUCACAACUUCUUCGAGUCAGUAGCCAGUACAAUCAAUCACGACUCCCAGUAGCGACCUGGAGGCAUCCUCGCACAGGGACAGUGCUCCUACGCUCAUCGUCCAGUGCACCAACCAAUAUGGUUGCCAAAUUGAAAGGUGGUCUUGCUCAACUAGGAACCUCACCUCAACUAGCCAGAAAGUUAACACCUUCGUCUCUCACGUCAGUCGGUCUCCAAAGUCAGGAAGUGAAAUCAUACUUGGCUGCUGUUGUUGCUGCAACACCAAGACUUAGGCGAAAUGCUAGCCAGCUGCUGUUCGAAGAUGGACUUGAUAUCAGUGAUCUUUUCUCAGGGCUUCAGGCUCAACAGAAAGGAAAUGGACAGGAUCUACAAAAUAAACGUCAUUCAACAUUCUUUGUUGAUCUCGGGGAGGAUAGUUUGGAUCAGUCUGUGGGAACAUCAUGUCGGUUGUCUGAAAUUAAGAAGGCAGCAUUAGAAAAGGCAUUGACUGGGUCCUUAGACUCAAGGCUGAUGAAGAAGUCUGGAGCAAAUACAGAAAUGUCACGUGUGACUGUCAUCGCUAACAAAAUGACAGUUGCUCAGCUGGACAGAACCGAAGCAACUGACGAGACCAGUCAUGACACACAGCAACAAGUUCAUUCACCUAGCAACCCACUCGAGACCUUUCAACAAAAGGUAAUGACGUUGGGACGAUCAAAGCGAGUCUACGUUAUUGGAGAGAGACAAAAUCUCAAGAAUGUGAAGGAGGAAAACUUUCCUGCUUGUGAGUUUAUUCCUGUUGAUAUUCCUGGUGUUGGAGUUUUGCGUCAAAAUCACAAGAAGUUGAUGCGAGCUUGUGCACCUAGUGAUUCACAUUCUGAUCCUAAUACUUUCUAUUCGACAGUCAAUGACUCAGGAUGGCUUGAUAAUGUUCGUACUGUUAUUCAAUUGGCUGGAGCUGUUGUUGACCUUCUGGAUGUUCAACGAGCAUCAGUUCUUGUAUCAUUUGAAGAAGGAAGUGACGCUACAGCUCAAGUAGUGUCACUUGCCCAGCUUCUACUUGAUCCAUACUAUCGCACACGGUUUGGAUUCCAAGUGCUAAUUGAAAAAGAGUGGCUUGCAUUUGGUCACAGAUUUUCUCAACGAAACAAUCAGACAACAGCAUCCAGCGUGAACGACUUUUCUCCUGUUUUUCUACUUUUUCUUGACGCAGUGCACCAAGUGAUGCUACAGUUUCCAUUAGCAUUUGAAUUCAACUUGCAUUACAUUGAGACUCUUGCGUAUCAUCAGUCGUCGAUGCGUUUUGCUACCUUUCUCUUAAAUUCGGAGAAAGAACGUUGUGAAGAAGGCUGGCUGCCACACAGUCGACAGAGAAUGGAUAUCCGAGGUGGUCGUACUGCUCCAAAACUAAAGACAGGCAAAUGCUUCUGGAGUCAUGUAGACAAGUUGGAUAGUGAGUCGCCUCUCUUCUACAACAUGAAAUACAAAGCGGACAAAGACAACCCCGUUCUUCGCCCUUAUGGCAAUAUUUCCAAUCUGCAAGUUUGGUCAUACUUCACUCGAGCUGACAUUCACUCACCAAUUGCCUCAUAUGAAACAACCGCAAAGAACACUCGAGGAAAGAUGAACAUUCGGCCACCAUAUUCUCCUGUCUCACCUCGUCCCCACCAGGGCAGCUUCCUCAGCACUAAGAGCUCAGUGUCGAAGUCUAUAGCCUUAUGCAAGUCGAGUGCAUUGGGUGGCAUUUAUGGAGACUCAAGUCUGGUUUUACUUGAUGAGUUUUCGAUGUUAUUCAAGCGUUGUGUGAGGUUGGCAAGUGCAUUACAGCAAAGCUGGCCUUUAUGGCGUGAAGUUUGGAAUGAUUUGAAAAUUCCAGUGGAAGAAAUACUGAUACCAACACAGCAAUCUCCUCGUCGUCUGGUCACUCAUGGGCUAACGGCUCAUAAGCGAACGUCUAUUGAAGUUUUGUUGAAAGGUAAAUUGGGAGGAAACGCAGAGAACAAGUUUUCACAUCCUCAUCGCUUCAAUGUCCACACUUACGUGACACCAACAUACUGCAAUUACUGCAGGCAAAUCUUGUGGGGUGUUGUCCAUCAAGGCUUUCGCUGUGCCGAUUGUGGAUAUAAUUGUCAUGAGAAAUGUCGCCCUCUUGUACCCAAAGAUUGCCAUGAAUUUGUCAGCUUCGACAUUCCAGAGGGCGAUGCAGUGGCUACUAAUGCUGCUGAUGAUUUCUCCGACAUGGAUCCUGAAGCAAGAGCUCGGUUGGGGUCACAAAGUGUGUUCUAUAGCAACAAAAAAGGUUAUUCAAGCCAUCAACAUGAAGGGUUUUUGUACAAGAAGGCUGACUUACGAAAAAAGUGGAAAUACUGGUGGUGUGUCUUAGACAUUGAACUAGGAGAGCUAAAGUAUUAUGAGGCUUUGCGUGAAUCGCAGUGUCGAGGAACAAUACCUGUUGCAGAGUGCAGUGAAGUCCUCGAACUUGAAUCUGUCACAGCUGGAGCUCCUCAGGUGGAUGGAGGAGAUGGCUACUGCUUUGAGCUAGUUCAUCCAAAGAGAAAUUAUUUGUUCAUGGCCAAGACUGCUGUCUUACGCGACGUAUGGCUGCAGAAGCUCAGUCUUUGCUUGAACACUAUUUAAGAAGCAAUUAAAGCUAUAAAAUUUGCUGUAAGUAAAGAAGCUGUUUUGUACUCUCAUUCUGUCACGUUUUGUUUUGUAAGCGUAGAAGUAAUAGUAGAAUAUUGAUUAUCACGUGACAUGUAUAAUAUAUCUAUAUUUGGUUCAUCAUAUAAUGAAAAUAGAAGAAGGAAAUUUAAUUUGAUUGGAAGUGA